Penicillium taxi is the source of this 1908-nucleotide messenger RNA. RefSeq names its product FAD binding domain protein. Gene Ontology annotation, cellular component: cytosol. Gene Ontology annotation, molecular function: flavin adenine dinucleotide binding; FMN binding; [methionine synthase] reductase (NADPH) activity. The transcript is spliced from 3 exons. The record is from RefSeq and is a predicted model, not a curated record. Bases 1 to 1908 code for a protein of 635 amino acids. Gene Ontology annotation, biological process: homocysteine metabolic process. Lineage: Eukaryota; Fungi; Ascomycota; Eurotiomycetes; Eurotiales; Aspergillaceae.
AUGGUUCACGCUGUCAAUACCAUGCCCUCGAGAAUUAUCCCUCGCAUGGAGUUCGAAGAAAUUCCAGUCUCCUCUACCUCCCACCCGGAUAAUCCAAUCCCAGAAGAACCUCGGGUACAAUCGUUGUCCCUAACCGCCUAUAACUUCGACGGUUCAGUCGAUUCUUUAAAUUCAUUUUCUAAUGGCUCCGAUUCCCCUUCUACUCCUUUAACCCCGCUCAGCGAGACCGAGACCCAGACAGAUGAAGAGCCCAAAAGAAAGAAUUCCAUGUCCCAUGGACGACGGGCCUCAACCGUCCUGGUUUCUCAGAACGCCGAAGAUAUGCAAAGAGUUUUGGAGAAUGUAGGGACGGGUGGUACACAGAAGAUCCAGUCGAUGUGCUGUGGCGGGGGUUGUUGCCGAGACCAGCAGUUGAAGCAGCCUCUGGACGGCCCCAUCUCCGGCUUCAAUUCGAUCACUGCACCUUCCAACGAAGCUUUUGACAGUCUGAAACUCAAUCUGAACCUCCUUACACUAGAUAGCCAGCUUUCAAACAUUGCCUCGCUUCCAGAAAAAACCGUCUCCUUUUCUCAGGCCCCAACUUAUGCGGCCAAUAUCAAGAUUGAAUCGUCCGAACAUCCUCCAUUAUUCGUGCAGCCGCACCCUCCCUACGAGGUCUACCGUGCUCCUCUUUAUCAUGCUCGUGAACUGACAAAGGGUGGCGCUGAGAAGCGUACUUACCACUUUGACAUUGACGUCACCGAUUACCCAGCCGAGAGCGGUAUGGUAGAUUUUGUCGUUGGCGGCGCAAUCGGUAUCUGCCCCAUGAACAAGGAAGAGGAGGUUGAAGAUGUUCUUGACCUACUCUGUGUGCCGCGAUCGAUGCGGGAUAAAAAGGUUCUCAUGAGCACAACCACUGGCCGGUGGCCGACCAUUUGGGGUGACGACCAGGCGCGAGAGCUGAUCACCACACGUCGCGAAGUGCUGACUUGGUGCUCUGAUAUUCAAAGUUACGCUCCAACCAAGGCUCUGUUCCGUGUGCUGGCCGAGUACACCGAAGAGCCGAACGAGAAGAAGAUCCUAGAGUAUCUUUCCUCUGCACAGGGCCAGGGCGCAUUCUGUGACCUGCGUACCAGCAGUCACAUCAGCCUUUCUCAGCUGCUACAUGCAUUCCCAUCUUCCCGCCCACCUCUCGACCACCUCCUAUCUGUCCUCAACACUCUCAUGCCCCGUUUCUACUCUCUCUCCCAGGACCCCCAGAUUUCCUGCCAGAUCAAGGGCAGCGAGUGUCACCGACUGGUCGAGAUUGCCGUGUCAGUAGCAGAGUCCAAUGACUGGCGCGGUGGAGCCCGAACAGGCGUGGGCUCCGGCUACCUAGAGCGUCUUGCCCAAAAAGCGAUCAAGGCUGAGGCUGCCGGCGAGAAGAUUGAAUUGACCGUGCCCAUGUUCCGUGGUCUCAUGUCCAACCCUCUCGCUAAGCGGUUUGCGUCCGAUGGCCCUAUGCUCUUGAUCGGAGCCGGAGUCGGCAUUGCUCCGUUCCGUGGGUUUGUCCAGCGCCGUCUCCAGUCUGCUAACUGCGCCAACAAGGUCUGGGUGCUUCAAGGCGUGCGCGACUCUCUUCUCGACGAAUUGUACAGCGGCGAAUGGGGCGUCCACGAGGAUAAGGUUCGUACAGUUGUGCAGAGUCGCCGUGGCGAAAGCCGCUACGUUCAGGAGGAGGUCCGUCACCAGGCCGAUCUGGUCUGGUACGUCAUCAACGCCCUCGACGGCCGAGUAUUUGUUUGUGGAAGUGGCAAAGGAAUGGGCGAGGGUGUUGAAGCUGCUCUGAUCGAAGUUGCCAUGGCUAAGGGUAACUUGAAUUCCCAGGAGGCAAACAUGUUUUGGCAGCAAAAGAAGGAAGCUGGCCAAUACAUCGCUGAAACUUGGUAA